Messenger RNA from Danaus plexippus (monarch butterfly), 2405 nucleotides. RefSeq names its product bromodomain-containing protein 8-like. The record is from RefSeq and is a predicted model, not a curated record. NCBI's taxonomy places the organism in Eukaryota, Metazoa, Arthropoda, Insecta, Lepidoptera, Nymphalidae. The transcript is spliced from 18 exons. Gene Ontology annotation, molecular function: protein binding. Bases 65 to 2359 code for a protein of 764 amino acids. Gene Ontology annotation, cellular component: NuA4 histone acetyltransferase complex.
ACAUAUCAACAUUGAGGCUGUCAAGGACUGACGCGGUUUUUGUUAUGAUGUAAAAUUAUUGAAAAUGAGUUCAAUACAGGAGCGUUUGCAAUUAAAGCGUGUGCCGCUGGACACGUGGAAUGUGAGGGAACAGCUAUGUCUAGCGUCGGCAGUCGUGAGGAGCGGCGAUCAGAAUUGGAUGACGGUUUCUCGGGCUCUUAAAACUGUCGGAGAAUCAAACAGGCCGCCGGACUGGUAUUCUCAAAAAAGUUGCGCCGCUCAAUAUGGAGCCCUAUUGGAGCACGUUGAGACACCGAAACGUAAGAAAAGAAACUCGGAGGGCGGAGUGGAAACACCGCAGGAGAGCAUCUUAAAACAACUAACGCAACAACGUAUACAGGAAAUACAGAACACAUUGACGGAAAUGAAUUCCCAGUACGAACAGUUGAAGAACGAAAUUAACGAAGUGCGCAACAACUCGACUCCGGAUGAAAGGAUCCAGGAGUUGUGGGCUGGUAUAGAGAGCGCCAAGCGAGCGAGGGAAAGAGACAGCGCUAGGCGGGCUGCCUGGCUGAAGGAAAGAGAGGAGAGACGGGCCAGGGCAGAGAGGACGUGGAGGCCGCAGACCACGUCACCGGCUGCUAGCCCCGCGCCCCCGUCUUCGCCUCUGCUGACGUCACUCCUCAAGUCCUCGCCCGUGGUCACAACGCCCCAGCACAUACCACAUCCGGCUAGUGUUGUGGACACGGUGUCCCCAUCAGCUGGUGCGCCGACACUCUCCCUGCUGUUGGAACUGCCUCAUGAUAACAAACAUGCCGCUAUCGAACACAUCAAGAGCCAGCUGGUUCAGAUAGAACACCAGCUGAAAGCUAAUUCCCAGCCUGCGGGCCCGGCGGUCCCGGCGGUCCCAGCGGUCCCGGCGGUAGAUAUAGAUGACAUUGAGAUAAAAGCUGAAGACGUCUAUGCCUUCCGAGACAUAGACAUCCACAUCCCACCCGUGACCAGCAUGCACAAGGCUAACGUGCGGGUGCUGGAGAAGUCGAAGAAAGGUGCGGAAGCUGAGCCCGUUGAUGUUGAGAACACAGAGGCACCCGUUGCUAUGGACUAUAAGGAGGAAACGUCAGUACAGGAGAGCCAAAAGGAAGAGCCGCGAACAGAGACGCCAUUACCGGAGGAAACCCAACCGGAAGUGAUAGAAGAGAAACAAGAGGAGCCGGAGAAAGAGGAAGUCAAGAUCAGCUUCCCGGAAGUCAAGUUCCCUACGCCGGAAAUAAAAGUUAUACAAGAUGAACAGAAGAAGGAGGAGGUCAAAGAACCAGAAGUCAAUCCAGAUGACAGAAUGGAAGAAGAUAACACAGAAGAUUUAGAAGACAAGCCUACGCAAACACAAGAAGAUAAUGCUAACGAAAGUGCUGCGGAAGCGGCCACAGCUGAACCUACGAUUGAACCUGUUGAGCAACCGGUCGAGCAAGCGGUUGAGGAACCAGUCGAGCAACCGGUCGAGCAACCAGUCGAGCAACCAGUCGAGCAACCGGUCGAGCAAUCGAUACCCGACAGUAUACCAGAUCCACAGGACAUACCACUGCCACCGGAAGAAGUUAAACCGGAAGUAGAAGCCGCUGAAGAACCACCACAGGAACCGGUUCCAGAAGCACAAGGAGAAGAUAUUAAAGCAGAAGACGUGCCAGAAGUUCCAGAAGAUAUCAAGAAGGACGCUGAAGAUAUAAAGAAAGAAGACGAUGAGGACUCAAUACCGCUGAAGGAGAUGCUGAAAGAGGAAUAUCAGGAUGAAAUUAAGUCGGAAACUGUCGAGGAGGACACGCACACGGAGACCGACGACGACACGCCGAUGGAGUUGAGUAGAGAAGAGGACAGAGACGGAAAGAAGAAAAGAGACUAUUCAAGGAAAAAGAAAUCAGAUUCGAGAACCUGUUCAGGUUCGGAGAGCGCUCCGGAGUCUCCGUCAGCGAGCGACGCCGAGCGGCAGCACAGGUUGUGGAGGAAAAGCGUCAUGCUGGUGUACAGCAGGCUGUGCGCACACAAAUACGCUUCCCUGUUCCUGAGACCGAUAACCGACGAGGAGGCGCCAGGGUACAGUGUGGUGGUCAAGAGGCCAAUGGACCUCACCACCAUACGCAGGAACAUCGACUCGGGAAACAUACGAACAACAGCGGAGUUCCAGCGUGACGUUCUUCUGAUGCUGUCCAACGCCCUCCUUUAUAACAGCAGCUCGCACAGCGUGUACAGCAUGGCUAAGGAGAUGCACCAGGAGGCUCAGUGUCAGCUCGCGAUGCUAGUGGCGGCCCAGGCCCACGCCGGCCUCAACCCCCCGCCCGCCAGGAAGAGACGCUUCCACGCGCACUCGUACAAGAGAAAUUAAUGAUUAUACAUAAUAACAUGUGUACAAUAAAAAAACUUUUGUUUCA